CUGUGACGUUCAUGCGUCACACACUUCCCAUUAUCAGCUAAAACAACUAUUGAAGUAUUCUGUGGCUACGUUAUUUGGUCUGUGGUCCAAAAUAUUCCGAGCUGGACUCCCUCAAAUAGCGGAGAAGAAAUGAAGGCAGCAGACGAGCCUGCCUACCUGACAGUGGGGACAGAUGUCAGUGCCAAGUACAGAGGAGCCUUCUGUGAGGCCAAGAUCAAGACUGUUAAACGCAUGGUGAAAGUCAAGGUGACUUUGAAAGGUGAAAGUACUUCCCAGGUGGUGCAAGAUGACCAGGUCAAAGGACCUCUGAGGGUUGGCUCCACAGUGGAGGUGAAGACCAGUGAAGGUAUAUGUAGUGAGGCUGUCAUCAGUAAGCUGACAGAUGCCAGCCUUUACACUGUGGUGUUUGACGAUGGUGAUGAGAAGACUCUCCGUCGAACAUCCCUUUGUCUCAAGGGAGAGAGACACUUUGCAGAGAGUGAGACUCUGGAUCAGCUGCCGUUGACGAACCCAGAGCAUUUUGGCACUCCAGUCAUUGGCAAGAAGUCAAACCGUGGAGGACGGCGAUCAUCUCAGGCUGUGGCUGAUGAAGAGAAUGAGUCUUCAUCUAGUGAGGAUGAGGAUGACGACAGGAGGAGGCUGAAUGAUGAGUUGCUGGGACAAGUCUGUAGCAUUGAGAACGAGGACUCUUCUAGCAGCUGGUUCUUGGCUCUGGUGGUGUCUCCCAGCUGUAAUGAUGAGCUGGUGGUGAAGAAGGAUCAGUGUCUGGUUAGGUCAUUCUGCGAUGGCAAGUUUUACACUGUGGCGAGGAGACACGUCCACAUCACCAACGCCAUCAGCAUCUCCAAGUCUGAGUUCUCUGACAGAAGAGGUAUAGAAGUAGCCCAGAUGUUCCUGAGGAGCAAGGAGGUUCCAGAUUUGUGGAAAAUGGACAUGAGUCAGAUUUUGGACUCAUCUUCCAGUGAUGACGAGGAUGAUGAGGAGGAGAAGGAGAGUGAAGAGGAGGAGGAUGAAGACGAAGAAGAGAAGAAAAGGAAACGUAUAAAAGAAGAGCCAGAGGAGGAGCCAGAUCCAGAGGAGAGAGACCACUUCCUACAGCAGCUCUACAAAUUCAUGGAGGACAGAGGGACUCCCAUCAACAAACCUCCAGUGUUGGGUUACAAAGACCUGAACCUCUUCAAGCUCUUCAGGCUGGUCUAUCACCUGGGAGGCUGCCACAAGAUCGAGUCUGGUACCGUGUGGAAGCAGGUUUACAUGGAUCUGGGGAUCCCUGUUCUCAACUCUGCUGCAUCCUACAAUGUCAAGACUGCCUACAAAAAGUACCUGUAUGGGUUUGAGGAGUACUGCCGCUCUGCAUCCAUUACUUUCAGAACCAUCCAUCACAACAACCCCCGCCCUCCUGCCAUACCAGCCAGUCAAAAGGCAACCGAAGCAGCAUCAACAGAGUCCUCCGCACCAACGGUGAAGGUCGAGCCAGUUGUUGACAAAAGGGAGGAGGUGGAGUCAGAGAGCGAGAGCGAGAAGGAGGAGGUGAAGGAGAGACAGUCAUCCCCAAGGGGGAGGCGGAGGUGUGUUGGGAGCCGUGUGAAAGAGAGAGAGCCAUCCUCCAGGCUGGAGAAGAGAGGUGGAACAGGAGGAGGAGAGAACAGUGAAGAGCAGCAGAGGGAGGUGAGGAGACGCAGCAACAGAAGAAAUGAUGACUCGGAGAAAGGCUCUGACGAUGAGGAUGAUGAGGAGGACGAUGAAGACGAGGAGGAGGAGGGGGAGAGCAGGAGAGGAGACAGGAGUGAGAAUGAAGAGGACGGAGACUCUGUAACGGGAACUAAGGUCAGGGUGAAGUACGGAAAAGGAAAGACUCAAAAAAUCUACGAGGCUCACAUCAAGAAGACUGACAUUGACAAUGGAGAACAGUUCUACCUGGUUCACUACUACGGCUGGAAUGUCAGGUAUGACGAGUGGGUGAAGGCUGACCGAAUUAUUUGGCCUGUAGAGAAAGCAACAAAGAGAAGGCAGAAGAAAAAGGUGAAGACCAAAGACGAGCUAGAUAAGGAAGAAGAGAAGCCAGCACUCAUGGCGGCCAUCAAGCCAACUGGAGGGAAGCGUGGUCGCCCUCAGAUCAGGACGACACCCACCAGCUCUGCUGGCCGCAGCAUCUCCAAAACCCCGAGCAGUGAGGGACGAUCCAGUUGCAAGAACAGCAGGACUGACAUGUCCAGUAUGGCCAAUGGAGACAACACUCCUCGUAGAAGAACCAGGAGGACUUCCGGCAUGUACGACUCAGACAGAGCGUCUAUUGAAGAUUCUGGUAAUUCUUCAGAUGAAAGUGAAUCAGAAGACUCUCCUGACAAAAAAACAUCACCAUGGCAUGGCAGAGCUGAAGCCCCAACCUCCCAGGAAGAGGAGGCAGAAGAAAAGCAGCAGACAAGUGGGUUUGCUAAUGUCACGGCAUCUCCCAACAACAACAACAACACAGAAAUCUGUGCAACAACAUCUGAGCUGCCAGAGGCUCCCUUAGCCCUGUGUCCUAGCGUGCCUCAAGAGAAAGCUCAUAAUGAAAUGAGUCAAUCAGAGAAGAAGGAGCCGGAGCAGGGGCAGGAUCCUGCAAAGGAAGCUGCAGUAUUGCCAGCUGACCUGGAUAAGGAAAACAAAAUGUUACCCAUCACAAAGACUGUGUCUGUCCAAGACGAAAACAAAGUGUCUCUAGGGCAAGAAUUGCUUCCCGAGAUGUGCCCCAGCAGGACGCCACCCCCUUUACCCCCUGAAAGGCAGCAGCAGGUGCCGUCCUCUCUCCCGUCCACCACCGAUGAGGACAACUGUAUUAUUCCUGUGUCCUCUCCCAGAGUGAAAGUUCGCAGGACCAACAACAGGGAGACAGGUUCUGAAACACCCCCCAGAGUCCCUCUCUGCAACCCUAGCCCUACACCCACCGCCAGCCGCUCUCAGGUGGCGGCGCUGUCCUCUCCUCCUCACAGUGUCCUGAAAAGGCAAGAUGAGCCCAUGGUAGUGCUCCACUGCCUUCCCACGCAGCACCUCCUGCCUGAGGCUUCCACUGCUGCCUCAGACACCGACUCUGCUACUGAAGAGGAGGAGGUGGAGGAGUCAGAGGAGGGGUCACCUGAGGAGGGACGCAGCAUGGCACUCAAACGUAAGGCUGGAGAAGAGAGAGAGAGGGCAGCAGAGAAGAAACUCCGUCCUGACAGAAGGCAGGAAGAGGCCAUCUGCCACAAGAUGGCUGCAGGAACUUCCCUCAAACCUCUCCCCUCACCACUCCACUCAGACAGGAGGAGUGAGGGAAUGGUGAAAACAGAGAAGCAGCCUCACCCAGCAGAGGAGCUCCAGAAGGAGAUGUCAAAGGAGCAUCUUGCAGGUGGAGUCACAAAGGAGACGGCUGUGCAUUCUGGGGCAGCUCCCCUUGUCCUGGAGACGCAUGAGCCAAUGCGUACAGAGGAGCUGGAACCACAGAUCGAUCCAGAAUCACUGGUCUGCCAUGAGGUGGACCUGGAUGACCCAGAUGAGAAGGAGAAGCCCAUCCCAUCAUCGGAUCACCACCUCCCAAUAAUGAAUGAGCCACAACAAGCCCCACCACCACUGCCCCACCUCAUCCAUUCCUCCCUACCUUCCCCUCACACUCCUCACUUCCCCCAGACUCAGGUCAUGCCCUUUCUGCCAGAAGUUACUCCCAUCACCACCGUCUGCCACGAGGUACUUCACCUGCCCAAGGCUGAUGUUGAGGAGGAGGUAGGAGUGGUGAAGGGUGACCAGGAGAGUGACUCGAGUCCUGGUUUUGAUGGCAGUGCGUCCUCGUCCUCCACCUCCCUUUUGUCAUUGCAGGAAAACAAAGAUAGAGGUCAGAAGAGGAUGACUGACUGUAACACCAGCCCAUCAGCCAAGAAACAGAAACGGAACCCAAAACGGCCACACACACCCGGGAAGGUGGAGAAGAAUGGAGCCGGUCACAGUAGUGACAGUGAGGACCAGUCUCGUCUCUUGUCUCUGUCCAAGUCUCAGAAGUCUCGUCCCAGCCUUUCAUCUCCAUCUUCUCAUAAAGACAAACCAGACAAACAGAGCUUCCCCUCCCCUCAACGCACCUACAAGUGGACCUUCCAACUUGAUGAACUGGACAACAUGUCAAGCACAGAAAGGAUCUCCUUCCUCCAGGAAAAGCUACAGGAGAUCAGAAAGUACUAUAUGACCUUGAAGUCUGAAGUCGCCUCCAUCGACAGACGCAGGAAGAGACUAAAAAAGAAGGAAAGAGAAGUGUCCAACACAAUGGCAUCAACCUCAUCGGGCUCCUCGGACACUGGUAUGAGUCCGUCGUCAGCUUCGCCCACUCAGAACACUGUGGUUGUGGAGUGCAGGUGAUGACACGCCCACCUGAGCCCUACCCACCCGCAAACCUGAUUCCUCCCUUCCACCACAGACUCCACUGUCACCUCUGAGGGCAGAAACUUUAAACUCCAUCCAGCCUGAUGGAAAGCCAUCACUCCACCAGUUUUGGCUGCAUGGGCACCGUCCCCACACCUAUGAACUGACUUCCUGUUUGAGGAAACUAAUAAGAGAAAUCUUGCUGUUAGCCACCACAGAGCUGCUCUUCUUUCUUUCUUUCUUUCUUUUUUUUUUUACCUCCCUCCCUCCAGUGUGUCCCAGUGCUUUUGCUAUCAGUUUCCCUUUUUUUUUUCCCCCUUUCUUCCCCUGUUUGGUCUGGCUGCAGGGGUCAAAGGUCAAAGGUUUAUAGGAAUGAUUUUAAGCUGGAACAGCUCGUUAUGCACACUUUUGUUUCUCUUGAAAUUAAAAAGAGACGUUUCCUCACUUCCUGCUGUGAAUGUUUUUGGUCUUUUUUAUAUGAAAUUAGAGCUUUUAUUUUGGUUAUAAACAGACAAAAAUACUCAAAAAGUUUUUGAAUUCACAGCAGGAGAGAAAAGGAGAUAUUUGUUAAGCUUUUUGUGUAAAAUAAUUAAACUGACCCUUCUGCAGCUCCUUCACUUUUGGGUUUGAACUUUAACAGGUGAAUUUUGGGUUUUAUAUGGAAUAUCAUUACUGCCAAGAAAAUAGAUGAGGGAUUGUCCAAAUAUUUACCAGCAAAUCUCCACAAACAUUUUCACUUUAUAUUUUGGCAUUUCAGAUUUAUUUCUAAAUAUUUUCACAUUAUAUUUUCACAUCUGAUUGUUUUGACUUGUUAGUAGUGAGUGAAAAAUGACACAAACAUGAUUCAGUUCUUUUUAUUUGACGUCAUGUUCAUUGGGUAAUUUUGAAAGUAUGGCAAAAAUGUUGGGCUUGAUUUCUCACAGCUGAGAUUCUAAGUAGUCGUUUCAUUUGGUGUUACAAUGCUUUUUGGUUUUGUUUCAUUUUCACUUGAUGUUUGCAUUUGGAUUUUUUUCCCUUGUAAUUGACUUGAAAACUGCCGAGUUUGUAGCUUUGAAUAUUUGUCAUUUAAAAUGAGAUCGCUCUUAUAAUUACUCAAAAUGAUGAAAGCUAAAUUUGUUGGUUUUAAUUUUAAAGUCAAAUUCAAAUAAAUAAUUUUUACAUCAGUUGGAUUUAAAGUAAAAACUUGCAGUUAAUUCCGGUCCUGAUUUCCUUGGCUGCACAGGGACCGUGUGAGCUGUGGGACGUUUUGACUCUGUGAUUUUUGAAAUCACAGCUUUAAACUGAUGAUCUCAGAACUGUGUGGUAGCAGAUAAUUUGUCAAAUUUAAAUAGCUAAACAUUCAGUCUAGUCAUUUAGUCACAAAUAUGGCUCUGCACCAAAACUGUGAUCUAAAACGAAUUAUUUAGACUUUCAUAACUGACGCUGACUCAGUAAGUCUCAGUUUUGAAACCGAUGACAUCAGACCAAUAACCAAUAAAUUCUGACUUUAUUGUUUGAUGACCAAUUUUUCUUUUUGUUGAAAUAUUUUGAUUCCUGAAGCCAUGAAUUGGGUUCUAGCUAAAUUUGAAAAGUUUCCAUUUAGCAUUUACGUUUUGCAUAAUUCCAUAAAAGUAGCGACCUAUGGAAGUCGUAAUUUAGCAAACAAAAUUUUUCUUAAUUUAGAUUCAACUAAGUAAAUUUUAUGAGUUCAGAACUUUGACCAGCAACUUAAUGGACGUAAUUUCAUAUCAAUUUUGGGUCAUUAAGUCAAGUUCAACUAAAGUGUGUCUAAGGUAUGAUUGGGGGGGGGUUGGGGCAGUUUUCCCUGUGUUGACUCAAAACUUGUUUAUCAUCAAAUAGAAAUAUCUUGGUAAAUGAUAAAUGAACAUGAUGCUGAUGAGUGCUGAUGUUGGAGAAAAUUUGAGCCCUGAUUAUUCCUCACUACUUCAUUGGUUAAUUAAUUUUAAGUCAUAAUUUGGACUUUUUUUCUGUACCAUAUUUUGGGUCUCUAAGCUCAGUUGUGGCAUUGCUCUGGAGGGUCUCUGUUGCACUUCUUCUCUGGUUUCUUCCUUCUAUGACUUGCUGUCUGCAUUCAGCUUGGACAGACAGGCUGCUUUCAAAUCCUCAACUCUUUGUGUGUGUGUGUGUGUGUGUGCGUGUGUGCGUGCGUGCGUGCGUAUGUGUACAUAAAUAGCUCUGAGUAAAGAAGAGAAUAAAGACGCACCCUGUAUUUCAGAACUACAUUUUACACGCUUGUAAAGAAUAAUUUCUAAUAUUUUUAAGAGAAGACUGUUUGUACUGUUAUAUUAUGGAUUUUUUUUUUUUUUUUUUUUUUUUUUUUUACUAUGU
This is a messenger RNA of Archocentrus centrarchus (flier cichlid), 6693 nucleotides long. RefSeq names its product AT-rich interactive domain 4A (gene arid4a). The record is from RefSeq and is a predicted model, not a curated record. Gene Ontology annotation, molecular function: transcription cis-regulatory region binding. The transcript has 25 exons. Gene Ontology annotation, cellular component: nucleus. Gene Ontology annotation, biological process: regulation of transcription by RNA polymerase II. Bases 130 to 4362 code for a protein of 1410 amino acids. Lineage: Eukaryota; Metazoa; Chordata; Actinopteri; Cichliformes; Cichlidae.